ACGCGGCCAAGUCUCCCUCCUUUUCCGCAAAGAGAUCAGUGGUUAAUCUCCAGAAAUAGACCUAAAAGAACGAUGACGCCAUUCAAUUCUUCUCAGAGACUACCCCAAUGGCCGCCUCCGUCCCCUUUAUUCUUCAAGGAGCUCCGACAUCUUGAGGGAAACAGGACUCUCUUUUUCCUGAAAAGUAAAAAGAAAUUUCGCAUCGUCUUCUUCAUCUCUAACCCUAUAUUUCUCCGAAAGAGUUAUAAGCCCUCGCUCCUCCGCUUACAGACAAUCAAUUUCCAACCCCUUCUUUGAUCCGAACAAUCGUUGGACUUGAAAUUCGUCUAUGUUACCUCUUCCGAUGGAUUGUUCGAUAGGGAACAGCAUCUUAUUCUGCUCGAUCUCGAGGGGUGACCGUAUUCUGUACACCCACGGGGAUGAUCGCGAAUUGGAAGCCCUAUCCGCCGCUGCCCUUGACUGUGCACCUCCGUUUCAUUCGCGAUACUCGCACACCGCCGGCGAUCGGACCUUCGCCUUCCUCAUUGACGAUGACGGCCACACCUACUUCGUCAUCACCAACUCCCUCGCCGGCAGCGCCGCCGCCCACCGCUUCCUCGACCUUAUGCGCGAAAGCUUCCACCGCGCCUCCAAGAACGGCGUCCACGAAGAGGUCAUCCCCGUCGUCCGCCGACUCAUCGCCUCUCUUGAAACCCUCUCUAGAAGCGGCGGCGGCGAUGAGAAGACAAAAGGGGAUGCCGCGGAACUCUGGAUCGACAUGCCGAUGAGACCGGCUGGAUCGGUGCCAUUGCAGAGCAGCUUGACCCCUAGGGGUUGGAUGCAGCAGAAUGGCCGGCGAUUGUGGUGGCGGCUUGUGAAAAUUGUGGUCGCGGUUGAUGUGUUUCUUUGCUUGGUUUUGCUUGUGAUUUGGUUGGCUGUGUGCCGAGGUUUUCAGUGCAUUGAUUGAAUGAAUUCUUUCUUUGAGUUCUCAGAUGCUUUCAUCGUUGAAAUCUCUCAGUUAUGAAAAGGAGGAAGACAGUUGCUACGAGCGGCCAAAUCUAUACCUUACUCUGAAUCAUGCGUGAUUCCAGCUUAACCUUUUAGGGAAAUCAUAUGGAAAGAAGAUUAAGCAUACAGGAGUAAUGCUUAGUUCGAUCAAAUUUGCAUUUUUUUUGGAAUUGUGAUUCUCUAACAAGAAUGAAAUUCGUAUGACGUUAUGCCAGAUUCAAGCAGUUGGGAGAUAGUUGCCGGUGCCUUCCACUGUCAUUUGAUGAAUUGAUACCCUCCAAUAAAGAAUUGCAUGCCCAACAUCACCAAGGCCACUUUAUCUAGUUUUAGCUGGUCGCCAUGAACCGGAUUCAAAGGAGGUCAGCCAAUAAGAAAAAUUAUUUCCUCAUGAAAAUGAAGUUGCCAAAGUAUAUGUAUGCUGAACUCGCUGACGAGGUCCUUUUGUUCUUGGACAAUACUCACUUGGCCCUGAGAUUAUUUAAGAUUGUUUGGGACAACUUUAUUAUGACUUUCUAAAGCAGUUUUCUAAUAAAAAACUUCUUGAAAAAAAAAAAAUGUAUUAAAAAAAACUGCUUUUGAAAGCAGAAAGAUGGAAAGAAAGCAGUCCCACGCGAAGCUUUAAUGCCAUCAAAGCCACUCUCUGUGCUUGUCAAAUGAACUCGCCGAAGUUUCCAAGCUAUUCACCAGCAUAGUGAAGUCGUUAGAACUUCAUCAAAUUGUUUAUUUAUUUAUUUAUUUAAAUUCAUUAUUAGUUUAUCUAUGUAUUUUAUAUGUUUUAUAAGUUAGUUAGAUUUAUUAUUUUUUUAAAAUAAUUUUUUUUUAAGUCUUGCUACAGAAUUGACAGUUUUACUUAUAUUGCUUCAUUGUAUUAUUUUUUUAACUGUAAUGUUCCUUGAUUCAAAUCUAUAAAUAUGAUAAU
Dendrobium catenatum is the source of this 1906-nucleotide messenger RNA. RefSeq names its product phytolongin Phyl1.1-like. NCBI's taxonomy places the organism in Eukaryota, Viridiplantae, Streptophyta, Magnoliopsida, Asparagales, Orchidaceae. Gene Ontology annotation, cellular component: membrane. The transcript has a single exon. The coding region runs from base 329 to 946 and encodes 205 amino acids. The record is from RefSeq and is a predicted model, not a curated record.